AAGUGGUAUAAAUGAGUUCGGAAUUAGUUGGACACCAUCACAAUAUCGCCGCAGCAUCCAGUCGCCACACCGACACCUAAUACACCAUGAAAUUCAUCAUUGUGAUACUCGCCGUGGUGGCGUCCGCGUGCGCAUCCGAAGAACAGAUCCGCGACAAGCGCGGUGUGUUCAGCCAGCCCGUGGCCCAUGCAGUCCACGCCGCUCCCGCGUUUAGCACCCACGCAGUCCACGCUGCUCCCGCGUUUAGUGCCCACGCAGUCCACGCCGCCCCCGCAUUUAGCGCCCACGCAGUCCACGCCGCCCCCGCGUUUACCGCCCAUGCAGUCCACGCCGCCCCCGCGUUUACCGCCCAUGCAGUCCACGCCGCCCCCGCGUUUACCGCCCAUGCAGUCCACGCCGCCCCCGCGUUUGGCACCCACGCAGUCCACGCUGCUCCCGUGUAUAGCGCCCACGCAGUCCACGCCGCCCCCGUGUUCAACUCCGUGCACGCAGUUCCCUCGUUCAGUUCCCAUGCCCACGCCGCGCCUGUUCAACACUUUCCCGUGGCAUCCUACAGCUCUCACUCCACGCCUUUCUUUUCCGCGCACUCGGCUCCCGUGGUGACCACUAGCCACCACCACCACGUGCCCGUGGUGAGCUCGCAUGUGCACGCGGCUCCCGUGGUGCCCGCCGCCUCCUAUUUUAAGGCUACACCCGUACACGCUAAGUACGUAUCCGCUCCUAAAUACGCCGCUGCUUGGUAAUACGUGAUUUUUGUUAUUUUUGUACCAAAUAAAGUUAUCGUUUAAAAAACCGUCCAAUUUUAUUGUUUUAUUUAACAAUGUU
Galleria mellonella (greater wax moth) is the source of this 825-nucleotide messenger RNA. RefSeq names its product pupal cuticle protein G1A-like. The record is from RefSeq and is a predicted model, not a curated record. The coding region runs from base 87 to 743 and encodes 218 amino acids. The transcript has 2 exons. NCBI's taxonomy places the organism in Eukaryota, Metazoa, Arthropoda, Insecta, Lepidoptera, Pyralidae.